AUGAUGGCCGCCUUUGCAGAGGGCCUGGUCCUGGCGGACGGCCUGGGCCUCAGCCAGCAGGACCUGCUGGAUGUGGUGGCGCUGGGGGCGAUCGCCUCCCCCAUGUUCGCACUCAAGGGGCCCAACAUGGCCAAGGCGCGUGGGGGAACCUUCCCGACCGCUUUCCCCCUGAAGCACCAGCAGAAGGACCUGCGGCUGGCGAUCGCGGCCGCGGACGCGCGCGGGCAGCCGCUGGGCGUGGCGGCGGCCGCGAACGACCUUUACGUGCGCGCCAAGGGGCUGGGGCACGGGGACGCGGACUUCAGCGCGGUCUUGAGGGCGGUGGCGCAGCAGCAGCAGCAGCAGCAGCAGUAG
Messenger RNA from Monoraphidium neglectum, 354 nucleotides. RefSeq lists its product as hypothetical. Gene Ontology annotation, molecular function: oxidoreductase activity, acting on the CH-OH group of donors, NAD or NADP as acceptor; NAD binding. NCBI's taxonomy places the organism in Eukaryota, Viridiplantae, Chlorophyta, Chlorophyceae, Sphaeropleales, Selenastraceae. The transcript is spliced from 2 exons. Bases 1 to 354 code for a protein of 117 amino acids. The record is from RefSeq and is a predicted model, not a curated record.